Messenger RNA from Thelazia callipaeda (thelaziosis nematode), 579 nucleotides. NCBI's taxonomy places the organism in Eukaryota, Metazoa, Nematoda, Chromadorea, Rhabditida, Thelaziidae. The record is from the annotation of a GenBank genome assembly.
AUGAAAUCUAUUAAAAAAACAGAAUCACCUUGUCUAGAAGACAAAAGGGUUGAAAUCAUACAACAACAAGUACAGAAUAAACAGCCAGCGAAUAUCGCAACGCCAUCUCGCACAAAACCUCCUAAAAAUGAAAGCAUUAAAAUUAAGCUGCGUUACUUGUCUGAAAGUAUAGAAGACAAUGAAGAUCUACCCGAUUGCAAUCACAAUCAAGAAAUGCCAUCAGAUAAUUCGUUGAAGGUGACUGGAGAACGUUUCUUGAUAACGAUUAUCACGACAUUUCGUCAGCCUAAAUCAAGCUGGACCAAUAAAUUUAGUACAUUUGCGUUCAUACUACCAAGAGUAAGAUUUUUCAAACGAGCAGAUGAAAUAGAGAAAAAUAAGGCUGUGACUAAGCAACGAAAUGAGUACAGGACACUGAAGUCCAUCGAUAAAAGUGAAGAUCUCACGAUUAGUAAUAUCUGUCCUCGCGAUGUAAGACCACAGGAUAUAUUCGAAUGUAGGAUCCAGAAGUAUGAUGUGGUUGGUUACGUAAUGCCCUAUGAAAUGGAAGAAUAUACAUGCAGGGAUGAUGACUUUUAA